AGUUGCAGAUUAAUACCUAACUUACAUUGUUCAAAACCUCGCGUACUUUUACCGCGUCCAAUAUGAAUCCAAUCUACAAGAAAUGUCUUUUUCGAAUGUUUUUAUUCUUUGGUUACGGAUUAAUUGGAAGCUGGUUAUUCAACUUGAUAGAAGAGAGAGAAGAAGCCUACGCUGACAUUGCUAACAGGUUGCUGGAUGAGUUGAAAGAAGAGAUGAAAAACAAAUACAAGAUGACCAACUCUACAGAUUUCGACAAAUUUGUGGAGAAAGCAAAUAAAGCAAGUCAGUUGAUGAGCAAAAUGGACUGGACGUUCUUGAAUGGAUGUGGAUUUACAUUUGCCGCUAUCACUACUAUUGGGUAUGGUGACAUUUCUCCACGAACACCUCUUGGCCAGGGACUUUCCAUACCAUUCUGCCUUGUUGGUAUAACAAUAACGAUGCUCGCUUUCAAAACAGCAGGAGAAGUCGUACUCAUAGGACUCAAAACGAUAACAGUUUUAUUUGAAAAGAAGAUUCUUCGACGGGAAUACGCCAAACGUAAACUUUUGAAAUGUCUCUUUGUUAUUAUCUUCUGGAUGACUUUUUUGAUUUGUCUCCUAGCAAUGGCCGAAACAUAUAUCGAUGGCUGGACCUUCUUGGAAGGUUUUUACUGUUGGUUCAUUACUUUUACGACGAUAGGAUUCGGUGACUACAUACCCUUUAGAGAUUACCGACUUGAAAAGAAGGGCGAGUCAAAAUGGAUUCUAGUAGCAACAGGAUUGGUAUUCACGAUUCCCUUUGUGACUGGGCUUUGCCUGGUAUCUAGUUUCUUAAACUUGCUUGUUGACAGCUCCGAUAAAAUCAAGGUGCAUUUUCACAAAGUCACCUCCUUUGCCGUGUGUAGUAGCAAUUGCAGCAACACAAAUGAAGCCAGUCUUAGCUCAAAAGAAGUUUCUAGUAAUGACAUUAAUUUAAAGCCUAUUAGUUGUAGGAGGUGCAGUGUUUAGAAAAAAAGUGUGUUUUUUUAUGUAUAUUUAAAAUGAUGUUGGCACAAGUUUCGAACGUACCUUUUCCAGGAAGAAGAGCGUUUAAAUAGACAUCGGAAACAAUAUAUUUUAUUCUAUAAAAAAAUUUCACUCCGAGAAAAGACGAAAAAACUUACUGACGUUUCGGACGCUAGUCCUUCGUCGGAGUAAAAGAGAAAAAGGUGGUAGAAAGGAGUGUCUGUAUACUAAGAAGGCUGGUCUUUACAUGGGAUCUUGUCCUGUUGACCAUGCCCUCAACUAGAUAUAUAUAAAUAUGUUGUAAAGUUAUUAAAUAAAUAAAAAAAUGAAAAUAAAAAAGAACAAGACAAAAGAAA
Actinia tenebrosa (Australian red waratah sea anemone) is the source of this 1339-nucleotide messenger RNA. Its product is annotated as potassium channel subfamily K member 15. Gene Ontology annotation, cellular component: plasma membrane. Gene Ontology annotation, molecular function: outward rectifier potassium channel activity; potassium ion leak channel activity. NCBI's taxonomy places the organism in Eukaryota, Metazoa, Cnidaria, Anthozoa, Actiniaria, Actiniidae. The record is from RefSeq and is a predicted model, not a curated record. Gene Ontology annotation, biological process: stabilization of membrane potential; potassium ion transmembrane transport.